AUGGAUUUUCUAAAUGAACAUGCUGACCUGCCUUGUCUCCCCCUCUCUCUUGACUCUCUUCCAGAUGCAUCCGUCUUCGGAGGGGAACCUGGUUUCUACGGAGACGAUGCUACAGGUUACGGGCCGGUGUUUGAGGAUCARCCGGUCGAAACCAUCUACCCYGAGGAGUCGCCUGAGGCCAAAAUCACCAUGAGCUGUCGAGCACGAGCCAACCCACCUGCCACAUACCAGUGGAGGUUGGACAGCCGGAACAUAGACCUGGAUGGUGAUAACCAUUACACUCUGGUCGGGGGCGACCUGGUCAUCUCUAACCCCAUCAAGAACAAACACGUUGGGAACUACUCCUGUGUGGCCACCAACGACUACGGCACCGUGGUCAGCCGAGAGGCUGGCGUCCAGUUUGGAUACCUGGACUUCUUCUCGUCUGAGGAAAGAGAGGCGGUGCACGUGAAGGAGGGCCAGGGGGCAGUCCUGCUCUGCGCUCCUCCUCCACACUACCCAUACGAGCUGUCAUUCCGCUGGAUUCUGAAUGAGUUCCCCAUCUUCAUCACGCUGGAUAAACGUCGCUUUGUCUCCCAGACCACAGGGAACCUCUACAUCUCUAAGGUGGAUUCAUCAGACAGUGGCAACUACUCCUGCUUCGUCUCCAGCGCGUCCAUCGCCAAGAGCGUCUUCAGCAAGUUCAUCCCCCUCGUCCCCCUGGCUGAACGUCCAAUCAGGAAAUACCCCGCUGACAUCAAAGUCAAGUUCCCAGACACUUACGCGCUGGUGGGACAGAAUGUUACAAUGGAAUGCUUCGCCCUGGGAAACCCCAUCCCUCAGAUCCGCUGGAGGAAGAUGAACGGAGAGCUGCCGUCCAAUCACGACGUCAGCAUGGCGGGCGCCCGCCUCCACCUGUACAACGUGCAGUAUGAGGACGAGGGGACAUACGAGUGUGAGGCCCUCAACUCCAAAGGAAAGGACUGGCACAGGGCACGGGUCUCUGUAGAAGCAUUCCCAGAGUGGACAGAGUCCAUCAACAGUACAGAGAAGGACAUCAGUAGUGACUACACCAUGUCCUGUGUGGCUAGCGGCAAGCCCAAACCCCGCGUACAAUGGCUCAAGAACAGCUAUCCCUACGAUAAGCGUGAUUUGAGGUUCAGUGGUCUGACGUUUAAGGACUCUGGGAUGUACCAGUGUAUAGCAGAGAAUCGCCAUGGAGUCAUCUAUGCUAACGCAGAGCUGCGAGUGAUUGCGUGCGCCCCCACGUUUGAGCACAACCCUGUGAAGUGGAGGAUUCUGGGAGCUAAGAACGGCAGAGUGGUCAUAGAGUGUAAACCGAAAGCAGCUCCCAAACCCUCGUUCUCCUGGAGCAAGGGCGCCGAACUGCUCUUCAACUCUACCAGGGUGUUAAUCUGGGAGGAUGGUAGUCUGGAAAUUCUGAAUGUGACCGAAGCAGACGAGGGGCGUUACACCUGCUUUGCUGAGAACAAUCGGGGCAAGGCCAACAGCACAGGCUCCCUCUCCAUCACAGAGGCCACUAAGAUCACCUUGGCUCCUUCCAACGCAGACGUGACGGUAGGGGAGAGUACCCACAUGCAGUGCGCCGCGUCACAUGACUCCACGCUGGACAUCACAUUCGUCUGGACCCUGGACGCCCACGCCAUCGACUUCGACCGGGAGGGAUCCCACUAUGAACGCAACCUGGUAAGAGACGAGAAAGUGGAGCUGCUCAUUAAGAACACCCAGCUGAAGCACUCUGGACGUUACACCUGCACCGCCCAGACCCCUGUGGACAACGUCACCGCAUCCGCCAAUCUGGUAGUCAGAGGUCCACCUGGGUCUCCAGGUGGGGUGCGUGUGGAGGAGAUCAGGGAUAAGAGUGUGCGUCUGAUUUGGAGCCGAGGUACAGACAACCACAGCCCCAUCUCUAAAUACACUAUCCAGUGCCGGGACUCGUUCUCUCAGGAGGACUGGAGAGAUGCCACCACAUCCCCUCCGGAUGUGGAAGGAAAUGCAGAGACAGCCACGGUGGUGGACUUGCUUCCCUGGACAGAGUAUGAGUUCAGGGUGAUAGCCACCAACACCCUGGGGACAGGAGACCCCAGCAGCCCCUCUCCCAAAGUCACCACGCUGGAGGCAGUUCCUGUGGUGGCUCCCUCAGACAUCGGCGGCGGUGGCGGGACCAGCAGGGAGCUGACCAUAACUUGGACGCCGGUGCAGCCACAGUACUACUAUGGACGUAACUUUGGCUACAUCAUCGCCUUCAAGCCCCGGGAUGGCUACGAGUGGAGGAAGGUGACUGUGGCAGACCCCGAGGCUAAACACUACGUCCACAAAGACUCAUCCAUCCUCGCCUCCACAGAGUUUGAGGUCAAAGUCAAGGCCUUCAACAGCAAAGGGGAAGGACCCUAUAGUCUCAUGGCUGUCGUCUACUCUGCGCAGGACGUGCCAUCUAAAGCCCCUACUAGUGUGGGGGCCAGGGCGCUGUCCGCCACUGAGGCCAUCGUGUGGUGGCUUCCUGUCACCCAGCACACCGUAGAAGGCUACCAGGUGCGGUACUGGAGGAAGGCGGAGGACAGCGAGACGUCCAGUCAGAGGGUGGUGGUGUCCAGCAGAGAGAACCAGACCAGGCUGGAUAAUAUGACGCCAGACUCCCACUACCUCGUAGAGGUCAAGGCCUACAAUGCAGCCGGAUACGGACCCAGCAGCCAACACUUACAGAUCUACAYCAAGAAAGCCCCCCCAAGYCGGCCUCCUAAAAUAAUCAGUAAAAAGCUGAAAGGCACAUCAGUGAAUAUCGCCUGGGAACAUGUUGAACCCUUGGCCAACGAGUCAACAAUAGAUGGCUACAAGGUCCUGUACAGGCAGGCCAGCAAAUCCACUGGGAUGCUGUUUACCACUGGGAAGCGGUCCAUAGACCUGCCCAUGCACAAGGAUGGGGACUACAUAGUGGAGGUCAGGGCUCACAGCGAGGGAGGGGACGGGGCUGUGGCCCAAGUACGCAUCUCAGGCGGAGGCGUCAUGGCUGCCAAGUCCCUCAGCUUGGCCUCCCUGCUCCUGGUGGCUCUGCUCUGCCUGAUGGGCCUCUGAAUGUAGCGCCAUCUUUAUCUGUGAAGGAGACUCUGUGAAGUUGACGCCUAUCUAUGACAACUUUGGUUUCCACAACCUCUGGUUUCACCCUGCAGGCCAAAAACCCAUAUUCCCCGUUUCGAGGAAUAAGGCUCUGUUUGUGGAAAAAGACACAAUACGAAAUUUGGACAAAGAAGAUAUCUGGGAUCUCUCUUAUUUUAACCCUACAUUAUCUUUGAAGGAGGAGCGUCUAAGGAGGUCUUUCAACUUUUUCAAUAUGCCUUAUAUGUAAACGGUUACACUUAUCUUUCACAAUGCCAUGACUUGCUCUUGACUGGGUGAGGUGUUAGUGCAUAGGUACUGCACAAAGAUGGCAGGUAACUGUUUCAAACAAUAUUGUGAUACAGGCCUUUCUUGUUCAUUCAUGAAGGUACAGUAGCUUCAAAGUGUGUGUUUUAUUUGAUGUAUGGCAUUAUGGACAAUUGUUACAACAUAGCAUUCCAUAUAUACUGUAUAUAUAAGCUUAGCAGGUAAUAUAGCUGUGAAGGAUAAGUGUAUGAGUUUAUGAAAAUGUCUUUAUGUGUUUUAAUUGCAUUUCAGUGGCUUUUUCUUUCCCUCUUUCGUUUCUUUUCAAGAUGAAUUACACCAUCCCCUUAGAGGUACAGUCAAACCACAUCCUAAGAUGUUUCUUAUCAAACAUCAUCAGACAAAAAGAGCAAUUCAUGUAAUACUAAUAUAAUAUAUGCAACGUAUAUGGUUUUGCUAUCGAAUAAGUACAUAUAGCCAGUACAUAUAGCUUACUAUUAUCGCUGUAACUUCUUUGUUCAGAGAAACAUAGAUUUUUUAUCUCACAAAAACAUGCUUAUUUCCAACUCAUAWCAUUCUCUAAAAUGAAUAGACCAGUUUACAAGUGUUUGCAUGUCGACAUUGUUAUCGGAAAGAUUUUCCUGACAAAACAAGAGAAACUUCUCAGCCAGAGUGAUGCGAGCAUUUUUAGCACAUGUGUAUGUAAAAGUUGAAUGUAUUGACAAACUGUUGGGAACAAGAAAUUAGCUUGAAAACAUAUCAGACCUGCAGUUUGUAUAUAUCCAUAAAAAUGAUGCUGAUUCAUGA
Salvelinus sp. IW2-2015 is the source of this 4164-nucleotide messenger RNA. The record is from RefSeq and is a predicted model, not a curated record. Lineage: Eukaryota; Metazoa; Chordata; Actinopteri; Salmoniformes; Salmonidae.